AUGUCCCAGCAGCAGCCCAUGGAGAGCCUGGCAUCCUUCCUGGUUGGAUCAUAUACCUGUGAGGUCCUGUGGCACAGGGAUCGGGGACAAGCAGGUCAGAUCAGGGCCUACAGCCCCACGCCACGGACCGGCAUCUCCUCCGACAGGCCGCUCAUCGCACCUCGGCUCUCCCCGCGGCCGCCAGCUGAGCAGACACCGACGGCGCCGGGCCCCUCGGGAUGGUGCGGACAGUGCCCGUGCCCAGACACCUGCACCGGGACCCUGGAGCUGCCCCCGCCCCGCUCGGUGCGCUCCGGUCCCCCGGCGCUGUGCGCUCCCGACGGCCGCGGACAGCGGAGCCCCGACGGCGCUGGGGACGGGGACGAGCGGAGGGGGCGGGCGAGGGUGACCGCCGAGAGCCGGCUGCUGCCGGGCCCCCCGCCGCUGCCCCCGCCGCUGAAGGCGGACGCGGCGCCGCCAGGAGAGGAGGAGGCGGCGGCGGUGGCGGGGUCGCGGGGCGGGCGGCGGCGCCGCAAGCGUCCGGCGGAGCGGGGCAAGCCGCCGUACAGCUACAUCGCUCUCAUCGCCAUGGCCAUCGGGCAGGCGCCCGAGCGGCGACUGACGCUGGGCGGCAUCUACCGCUUCAUCACCGAGCGCUUCCCCUUCUACCGCGACAGCCCCCGCAAGUGGCAGAACAGCAUCCGCCACAACCUCACGCUCAAUGACUGCUUCGUCAAGGUGCCACGGGAGCCCGGCCGCCCCGGCAAGGGCAACUACUGGACGCUGGACCCGCACGCCCGCGAUAUGUUCGAGAGCGGGUCUUUCCUCCGCCGCAGAAAACGCUUCAAGCGCAGCGACCUCUCCACCUACCCGGCUUUCCUCGCCGAGCACCCCGACGCUCCGUGCCGCCUCCUCCCACUGCCCGCCCCGCCGCCCCCCGCCGACCUGCCCCCGGCUCCCGCCGCCUCCUGCGCCUUCGCCGCCGCCUUCCCCGCACAGGGCUGCGCCUCCGCCACCCUGCCCCACGCCUACGGCCCGCUGCCCACCGCCCCCGGGCCCUACGCGCCGGGAGGUCACGGACCGCUGUACGCGCCGUCGGGGCGCAUCGUGCUGCCCGCCUCGCCGCCCGCCCCCGCCGGGGUCUACGGCCGCCGCUCCCCCGCGCCUUACCCGCCCCUGCCCCACGGCUACGGCGCCGCAGGACACCUGGGCACCGCAGAGCCCGGACCCCGGCACGGCGCCUAUCCCGGCGGCCCCGACAGGUUCGUCCCGGCGCUCUGA
Molecule: messenger RNA, 1260 nt
Organism: Corapipo altera (White-ruffed manakin)
Lineage: Eukaryota; Metazoa; Chordata; Aves; Passeriformes; Pipridae
Gene: FOXE1
Product: forkhead box E1
Exons: 3
Coding region: 1-1260 (419 amino acids)
Biological process (GO): regulation of transcription by RNA polymerase II; anatomical structure morphogenesis; cell differentiation
Molecular function (GO): DNA-binding transcription factor activity, RNA polymerase II-specific; RNA polymerase II cis-regulatory region sequence-specific DNA binding
Source: RefSeq, a predicted model, not a curated record